Molecule: messenger RNA, 2308 nt
Organism: Lynx canadensis (Canada lynx)
Lineage: Eukaryota; Metazoa; Chordata; Mammalia; Carnivora; Felidae
Gene: LRRTM4
Product: leucine rich repeat transmembrane neuronal 4
Exons: 3
Coding region: 189-1961 (590 amino acids)
Cellular component (GO): plasma membrane
Molecular function (GO): protein binding
Source: RefSeq, a predicted model, not a curated record
AUAUAUGUAUAUAUAUUUUUUGCCUGUCCUCUCCGGGGAAGUUUGUAUGGGGCUACUAGCUCACAUGCGGGAUCAGAAUGGUGUGAAUGACAGCCGCACUGUGUCAUGAAGGUGGUGGUGGUUUCAGCACGAGAGACCAAAUAAGAAGAAAGCUGAGAGAGGGGGGAACCGUUUUUGGAUGACAAAGGAUGGGUUUCCGUUUAAUUACGCAGCUGAGAGGCAUGCGUGUGGUGCUAGUGCUACUUCCUACACUGCUGCUUGUUAUGCUCACGGGGGCUCAGAGAGCUUGCCCAAAGAACUGCAGAUGUGAUGGCAAAAUUGUAUACUGUGAGUCUCAUGCUUUCGCAGAUAUCCCUGAGAACAUUUCUGGAGGGUCACAAGGCUUAUCAUUAAGGUUCAACAGCAUUCAGAAACUCAAAUCCAAUCAGUUUGCUGGCCUUAACCAGCUUAUAUGGCUUUAUCUUGACCAUAAUUACAUUAGCUCAGUGGAUGAAGAUGCCUUUCAAGGGAUCCGUAGACUGAAAGAAUUAAUUCUAAGCUCCAACAAAAUUACCUAUCUGCACAAUAAAACAUUUCACCCAGUUCCCAAUCUCCGCAAUCUGGAUCUCUCCUACAAUAAACUUCAGACAUUGCAAUCGGAACAAUUUAAAGGUCUUCGGAAACUCAUCAUUUUGCACUUGAGAUCUAACUCAUUAAAGACUGUGCCGAUAAGAGUGUUUCAAGACUGUCGAAAUCUUGACUUUCUGGAUUUGGGUUAUAAUCGUCUUCGAAGCUUGUCCCGAAAUGCUUUUGCUGGCCUCUUGAAGUUGAAGGAGCUCCACUUGGAGCACAAUCAGUUUUCCAAGAUCAAUUUUGCUCAUUUUCCACGUCUCUUCAAUCUCCGCUCAAUUUACUUACAGUGGAACAGGAUUCGUUCCAUUAGCCAAGGCUUGACAUGGACUUGGAGUUCCUUACACAACUUGGAUUUAUCAGGGAAUGACAUCCAAGGAAUUGAGCCGGGCACAUUUAAAUGUCUACCCAAUUUGCAAAAAUUGAAUUUGGAUUCCAACAAGCUUACCAACAUCUCACAGGAAACUGUCAAUGCGUGGAUAUCAUUAAUAUCCAUCACUUUGUCUGGAAAUAUGUGGGAAUGCAGUCGGAGCAUUUGUCCUCUAUUUUAUUGGCUUAAGAAUUUCAAAGGAAAUAAGGAAAGCACCAUGAUAUGUGCAGGACCUAAGCAUAUCCAGGGGGAGAAGGUUAGUGAUGCAGUGGAAACCUAUAAUAUCUGCUCUGAAGUUCAGGUGGUCAACACAGAAAAAUCACACCUGGUACCCCAAACGCCCCAGAAGCCUCUGAUUAUCCCUAAACCUACAUUUUCCAAAUCUGACCCCACCCAGCCCACCCUUGAAACACCAAGCCCUUCCCCAGGGUUUCAGAUUCCUGGCACAGAGCAAGAGUAUGAGCAUGUUUCCUUUCACAAAAUUAUUGCAGGGAGUGUGGCUCUGUUUCUCUCAGUGGCCAUGAUCCUCUUGGUAAUCUAUGUGUCUUGGAAACGCUACCCAGCCAGCAUGAAACAACUUCAGCAACAUUCUCUUAUGAAGCGGCGGCGGAAAAAGACCAGAGAGUCUGAAAGACAAAUGAAUUCCCCUUUACAGGAGUAUUAUGUGGACUACAAGCCUACAAACUCUGAGACCAUGGAUAUAUCCGUUAAUGGAUCUGGGCCCUGCACAUAUACCAUCUCUGGCUCCAGGGAAUGCGAGAUCCCCCACCACGUGAAGCCCUUGCCCUAUUACAGCUACGACCAGCCUGUGAUCGGCUACUGCCAGGCUCACCAGCCGCUCCGCGUCAACAAGGGCUACGAAGCAGUGUCUCCGGAGCAGGACGAAACCCCCAGCCUGGAGCUCGGGCGCGACCACAGCUUCAUCGCCACCAUCGCCCGGUCGGCGGCGCCGGCCAUUUACCUUGAGAGAAUAACAAACUAACGCCAAGGCCAACUCCUCGGGAGGGACCUCGGCGGGGCUGGGGGCGGGGAGGGAAGGCUUCAUCUUAAAGGAGAAUGGGUGUCCAAAAUCGAGCAAGCAAGCCGGCUCGUCCUUUCUGUUCAGCCAGGACACACAGGAAAGGAAAAAAGAACUGCUUAAAGAGGGCAGAGGAUGCACCUGCAGCAAAACCAGGAGAACACUACAGAACUUUCUUUGCGUCGAAACGAAACAAAACUUCUCCUGGAUGUAAAUAGUCCAAGUGUCGAGUUCUUAUAAAAAUAGAUUUCACCCUAGCUACAUAUAGGAUUGUUUGUAUAUUUGCUUUUUCUACACUGCAUGGUUCCUGG